UUUUUUUCCCUUCCAGGAACUCCCGAAGCAGCGACGAGAUGGAGCCGGGAGAAAAUUCCGCUCUGGGUGACUCCAGCUCCAAACUCAAGGAACGCGACCGGAAAAUCACCAAACUCGCCGCCGAAAUCCGAAGACUCACGGCGCUGUUGGCCGAGCGCGACUCCGGCCUCCGGAAGCUCCGAGCGGAGCUCGCCAAAUGCGACGCCACCAUCCGGAUCUUCACGGUGGAGCUCGGCGAGCGCCACACGAAAAUCGGGGAGCUCACGGCCGAUGUGGAGGCUUUCACCAAACAACUCCAGGCUCGGGACGCCCAAAUCCGGGAAAAUGAAGCUGAGAUCGGCUACCUGAAGGAGCUGCUGGGAGAAAGGGACUCUGUUAUCCGAAAAAUGAGGGAGGAGCUCGAGGCGCUGAAGGAUUUUGGAGAAAUCGACAAAACCUUGGAGGAGCUCAGGACGGCGUUGGAACAACGGGACAGAGAGAUCGAACAACGGGACAGAGAGAUCGAACAACGGGACAGAGAGAUCGAACAACGGGACAGAGAGAUCGAACAACGGGACAGAGAGAUCGAACGACGGGACAAACAGAUCGCCGAGAUGAACGCCGAGCUGGAGGAAUCUCGAUUAAGGAUCUGGUGGUGCCUCGAGGAGCACCGGAAAGAAGAAGAAAAAGUUGCCCACAUCACCCUGGACCCCCUCACCUCCCACCCCCGCCUGGUGCUCUCCUCGGACGGCCUCUCGGCGCGUUGGCGCUACGGCGGCGCCGAUCCCCCGGCGAGCGCCGAUCGCUUCACCGCGUCCCCGUGCGUCCUCGGCAGCCCCGGCUUCACCGCCGGCCGCCACACCUGGACGGUCUCGGUGGCCGAGGGGCCGUUCUGCGCCGUCGGCGUCAGCCGCGACUCGGUGCCGCGCCAAAACCCGUCGGCGUCUUUCGGCCCCGCCGCCGGCGUUUGGGCCGUGCAGCGUUGGGGGAACCUCGGCCGGGCGUUGACGGAGCCGCCGACGGCGCUGGCGGUGCCGCGGGUGCCGCGCCGGCUGCGCGUGGCGCUGGACUACGACGGAGGGCGCGUGGCGUUCUUCGACGGCGACCGGCGCAGCCCCACGCCGCUCUUCGCCUUCCCGGCCGCCGCCUUCGCCGGGGAGCGCGUCCGGCCCUGGUUCUGGUUGGAGCUGGGGGAGAUUUCCAUCGUGCGGUGACGCCGGAAUCCCGCUGGAAUUCCGUCGUUGGGCUCCCAUCCUUGAGUGGUCCCAGAGUUUCGUCAUCCUUCGAUUCG
Taeniopygia guttata (zebra finch) is the source of this 1270-nucleotide messenger RNA. The record is from RefSeq and is a predicted model, not a curated record. NCBI's taxonomy places the organism in Eukaryota, Metazoa, Chordata, Aves, Passeriformes, Estrildidae.